AGUUUGCUUGUUGCUCUGCACGCGUGCGGUUCGCCUUUUGAUUUCCGCUCCUACGACAAUACAAUCAACAAGCGAGACGUGUGAGCAUAUUCUGUAAAAGCCACAAAAGGUAGAAUAUAUUCAAAUUGUGCGGCUGCUAUUUUAAUCAGCUGUGCAAAGUUUGCAACUUUUCGUGACAUACGCGACGUAUACGUAAUGUGGCAUAUUGAAUUUAAGCAUAUAAAAUGCACAAUGUGUAACGUGUCUAGAAGGAUUUCAAAAUACAAUUUUUUUGGUUUUGGCGCUCUUGCGUGAAAUUUGCUCAUGGUUCAAGUGCAGAAAAGCCCAAAAACAAACAAUUCUCGAACGCGGCCAACAGUUUUAUGCUGUGCGCUUUGGGGAAUUUUAAGUGCAAACACAAACAACAAUGACGACAGCCAAAUGGACUUGGAUUCGGAUCUGCCGCCUGCUGCUGAGCAUUUUACUCGUUUUCAGCAGCGUUGCCGCAGAGACACCCAGUGGCUAUAAGCGUGAGAUAUGCGAGUUCCGCAAGGGCAGACUGAUGCAGCCCACCAGCUCGUAUCGCAGCCGUUUGCUUGCAAUGCGAGAGCAAAUGCUGAUACGUGCCACACUCGAGGGGCCCGAGAUCUAUGGAUACAUACUGCCCUCCACCGAUGAGCAUCUCAACCACGAGGUGGCGGCACGCGAUCAACGUUUGCACUAUCUCAGCGGCUAUACGGGGAAUCGUGCUGUUGCCGCAGUCACGCAGGGUGGCGCCGCCAUUUGGCUGGAGAAUCGCUAUGCACAGCAGGCGGAUGGGGAGCUUGACUGUGAUUGGGAGAUUUAUUUGGUGGGUGGCAAUGUCAGCAUGGCCCAAUGGUUUGGCCAUCAGCUGCAUAUGAACAAACGUAUUGGCGCCGAUCCGCAGCUGGUGCCGCAUCAUUUGUGGAUCACUUGGGAGCGUGAGCUGACCGAGAAGUUUCUGAAGCUCAUCAAAAUCAAUAGCAAUUUGGUGGACAUGAUUUGGGAGGCGGAGCGUCCAGACCCACCCAAGGAUCAUGUCAUACAGGUGCAAACACGCGAUUUUGCCGGCGAGAAAUGGGAGGACAAAGUUAAUGAGCUGCGUCGUCGGCUGGUUCAUCUGGGCUGUGAUGCCAUGAUUGUCACCUCACUCACAGAAAUUGCCUAUUUGUUGAAUAUUCGGGGCACAGACAUUCCGUACACGCCCGUGGUGAAGUCUUUUGCCAUUGUCAGCCGGGACGACAUAUUUUUCUAUGUGGAUCAUGGCAAGAUCAGUCUCGGCAUUGAUCUGCAUCUGCGCACUGAUUGCUAUAACGAGAACUGUGUCAAAAUUAAGGAGUACAAGCAAAUUUGGAGCGAUAUACGAACUUAUGUACAAAUCUGGAAGCGUGUGCUAGUGCCGGCACCUUGCGUUCAGGAGCCGGGUGCCUCCGAAGCGAUUUACUCAGCGGUGCCCGCCAAGAAUGUUGUGGAACACAUCUCGCCGAUUAUCUUUAUGCGAGCGCAAAAGAACUCAGAGGAGCAGGAGGGCAUGCGUAUGGCGCAUAUACGCGAUGGCGCUGCCAUAUGCGAGGCCAUGAGCAAUCUGGAGACCAGAUUCUACGUAGAGCAAUGGACUGAGGAGAAGAUCAAGUACGAGGUGGAGCUCUGGCGUUUGUCGCAGACCCAUGCCAAGGGCCUAUCCCUACGCACCGUGGUGGCCUACGGUGAACACUCGGCUCUACCCUACUACAUAUCCAGCAAUGUGACCAACAUUGAGGUUUCCGAUCAGAGCCUGCUGGUCAUCGAAUCUGGCGGCCAGUAUCUGGAGGGCACGACGGAUGUGUCGCGCACUUUUAUUUUUGGCGAUCCCACACGCGACAUGAAGAGAGCCUAUACGGCUGUGUUGGCUGGUAUUCUACACAUAUCCGAUCUAAUAUUUCCCGCCUCGGUGAAGCCAUCCGGUCUUGACAGUGUGGUGCGCGCCAAGGUGUGGCACGAGAUGACCGAUUAUCCGCAGGCAACCGGGCAUGGCAUUGGCGCCUUUGGUUCUGUCGAGGAGCCUCCCAUCUCAGUGGCUUAUGGACAGAACAGCAGUUUCCACUUUAAGCAGGGCUAUUUCUUCUCCAGCGAGUCUGGUUUUUACAAACGCGAUGAUUUCGGAGUACGCAUCAAGAAUGUGUUGGAGGUGUUGGACACUGGCAAAACAACGACCAGCGGUGAACACUUUUUAGCAUUCCAACCUGUUACACUGGUGCCGUAUGAGCCAAAACUGAUCGAUGGCUCGAUGCUGAGCUCAGAUGAGAAACGCAUGCUGAAUAGAUACAAUGCCAAAAUACGGAAACAGAUUGGGGACGAGCUGAAAAGACUGGGCAACAUGAAGGCCUUCUAUUGGAUGAUGAACAAGACGCGACACAUACGCGAGUAUCUGCCGGAGGACGAGUAUCGUGCAGCAAUGGGAGGUGGCUGCCACACCCACAUCCAUCCUGUCUACGUGCCCAUAUUAGCUGUGUGUCUAAUGAUUGUGGCAUCAUUCAUCCAUCUUUAGAAGCGAUAUAUUUAAGCAAUUGUAUGUGUGUGCCUGUACUUGUGUGCGUGUGUGUGUGUGUGUGAGUGUAUGUGGUUGCUUGGGUGUAAUUAUGUAGAUUUAGUUAGCUAUGCAAAUCGAAGAGAGAACUUGGGACUAACAAUUAAAAUACCAUUAUUAACUGUUAGAAUGUAUUUAAGUAGUAGCUUGAUUCAUUCAAUUCAUUUGAAGUUGAGAUACUUAAACCAAUGCAAGUACGUAAUGCAAUUGUAUAAACAUAUUUAACUAUCAAUAAUUUACCAAAAAAUAUCUGUUAAACUUCUUAUAUUAAUAUGAACAAUAUCUACUUAGGUAAGAAAUAAUGCUGUAUAUUUUUCUAAAUGUGAUUAAACGUAAAAUGUAUUGAAGGUG
Drosophila grimshawi is the source of this 2917-nucleotide messenger RNA. Its product is annotated as xaa-Pro aminopeptidase 2. The record is from RefSeq and is a predicted model, not a curated record. The coding region runs from base 407 to 2527 and encodes 706 amino acids. Lineage: Eukaryota; Metazoa; Arthropoda; Insecta; Diptera; Drosophilidae. The transcript is spliced from 8 exons.